Molecule: messenger RNA, 1006 nt
Organism: Folsomia candida
Lineage: Eukaryota; Metazoa; Arthropoda; Collembola; Entomobryomorpha; Isotomidae
Product: NADH dehydrogenase [ubiquinone] iron-sulfur protein 8, mitochondrial
Exons: 4
Coding region: 179-820 (213 amino acids)
Biological process (GO): mitochondrial electron transport, NADH to ubiquinone; mitochondrial respiratory chain complex I assembly
Cellular component (GO): membrane
Molecular function (GO): 4 iron, 4 sulfur cluster binding; NADH dehydrogenase activity
Source: RefSeq, a predicted model, not a curated record
ACGAAUUCAGAGACGAGAGGCGGUUAAUCCAAGUUUACUGAGAAUCAGAUCGGGCGAACUUAUUCGCAGCAGUUGGACGGCUUAUCUUUGACCGUGGGUCAAUUUUGUGGACAAUUUUUGAAACAGGAGGAAGACACCAAGGACAAGGUCGGUAGAACAGAUAACCAUCGUCGUCGUCAUGCUGCGUAGCAUCCUAAGUCGCGGAACUGGUCUCCGCCUCCCACUCUACACUGCGAGCCAUUCGCCUGUUUGCAAAGCAUCCUCCUCUUCGGAAUGGGGUGGGCAGGAGAAGGGCUACAAAUACGUAAACCCCGAUAAGGAACUGACCAUGUCGGAAAUUACGGACAACGUUGCAACCACCAUUUUCUGGACGGAGCUGUUCAGAGGCGCUGGAGUCACAAUGGCGCACAUCUUUAAGGAGCCAGCCACGAUCAAUUAUCCCUUUGAGAAGGGGCCACUCAGCCCGAGGUUCCGUGGGGAGCAUGCCCUCCGCCGCUACCCGUCCGGGGAAGAGAGGUGCAUCGCGUGCAAACUUUGUGAAGCCAUCUGUCCCGCACAGGCCAUCACGAUCGAGGCAGAAGCCAGAGCUGAUGGGAGUCGAAGAACUACCAGAUACGACAUUGACAUGACAAAGUGUAUCUACUGCGGGUUCUGUCAAGAGGCUUGUCCCGUGGAUGCAAUUGUUGAGGGUCCCAACUUCGAAUUCUCCACCGAAACGCACGAAGAGCUCCUCUACAAUAAGGAAAAACUGUUAAACAACGGUGACAAGUGGGAACCUGAGAUCGCUGCAAAUAUUCAAGCUGACCAUUUGUACCGUUAGUUAGUAAAAAAAACCCUGGUCAGCAAACAUGUAGUGUUCUGUUCGCUUAUAUAAGUAAGACAAAACUAUAAAUUGGACAUGCAAUCGUGUAGAUAAUAAGUUAUAUGAUUAUGGCGUAAUUAUUAUUGUGAAUUGUAAAGUAAUAGUCAACUCAAUUUUAUUAUAAUAAAAUUACUAAAACAACAA